UUUCGAGGGGAAAGACAAAGGAAAUAUGAGACAAAACAAAAGGCCUCCUCAAGGCUCAAGUUCUCACUUCUCAACCACAAGUUGGCUGUUCCAGCAUCCCAACAAAGAAGAAAAUUGUACAAUUUUGUGCGUGAAGACCAUGUGAUUAGGUAUCUGUAUUUCACAUUUGUGCAAACAUCUUGCAAGUUGUUAUUCAUGGCUCGGAGAGGAAAUCAACCGAAAAAGGGAAUUGAUCAGACUUCUUCAAAGAGUAAGAAAAAGGACCCAGAUGUGAAAGGCGUAUCUGAUGAACUCUUAAGCAGUGAGCGUCUUAGCUCCCCUUUAUCAGAAGAAGCUAACAGGACCUCUGUUGCAGAUGGGAAAAAAAAGAACAAAAAAUCUAGAAAUGUGACCAAGAAAGAUGAGCCAAAGAUGGAUGAUGUGGGUGUUGGGCCCUCAAUCCCUGACAGUAAUGUUUCAGGAGAGUGUGCGGAAAAGCUUCAUAGGAACUUUGAUAUGUCACAUGUCAGUAAUCAUAGCUCAGAAAGUCAUGAUGGUGCCUUUAGUCAUACCGUAAAUGGAUGUAAUACAUCUGGUAGGAUUGACAAAGUGCAGUUUUCGCAUGUUGUGGUACUUGAAAGCCUGAGACAUUAUGCUCUGUCUAUUUUAAGGACAUCUCGUGGAUGGCUGGAAAGGAAAAAACCAGUUUUCACUGCUGUAGUGAGAAACAUUUACAAAAUUCGUGACUAUAUACAAUUGAAACUUGUUCAGACAUAUCCAAUUGUUUUGAAGUGGUUUUUUCAUCUGGGUAACAUACUGCUGCUUGUUUCUAUGGUUUGGUUGGAUUGUGCUGUUCGUGGCAUGGACUCCUUUCUGAGGAUGGGAACAACUUCCUUCUUCACUAUUUUAUGGUUCGGCAUUCUUUCAGUUAUUGCAAUGAUCGGAAUGUUCAAGUUUAUGCUGGUGUUGGCUGCUGCUGCAGUAGUUGGAGUUCUGGUGGGCUUCGUCAUUGCACUGCUGCUAAUUGCUAUUACUGGUGGAGUAUUUCUAUGGUUAUAUGGAGCUUUUUGGACCACAUCUGCUGUCAUUCUUCUUGCAGGAUUGGCAUUUAUAUUGAGUCGCGAGCGGCUUGCCUUAUUGAUUACCACUGUGUAUUCAAUAUAUUGUGCUUGGGCAUAUGUUGGAUGGUUUGGGGUACUUAUGGGUUUCAAUCUAUCAUUCAUUUCGAGUGAUGCACUCGUAUACUUCCUGAAAAAUAAUAUAGAUGAGCAGAGAAGUAAGCCUUUUCAGGGAACAGAAGGAGUUCAAGGUGAUCGAAACUUUUCUAAUGGUGAAGCACACUUUCAGUACUCUGACAUCGGUUCAGGGCAGUCGACAGAUCGUAGUGCUGGAGUUGCUUCAACUAGUGGGGCUGAUUCUGAGAUUACAUCCGAAGAUGAAGUCGUCCGCUUGUUGAAUUGUACUGAUCACUACUCAGCAUUGGGCUUGUCCCGAUACCAGCAAGUAGAUGUGUCUGUGCUCAAGAGAGAGUACAGGAAAAAGGCUAUGCUUGUUCAUCCUGAUAAAAAUAUGGGAAAUGAAAAGGCUGCAGAAGCUUUUAAGAAACUUCAAAAUGCAUACGAGGUCUUGCUGGACUCUUUGAAACGAAAAGCAUAUGAUGAUGAACUUAGGAGGGAAGAGCUACUAAAUUAUUUCUGCCGCUUUCAGAGUGCUUCUCAAAAGAAUGGGCGGCAUGGCUUCUUCCCUAAUGGAUUUGCACGCUCAGAGGGUGAAGGAGAAGACCCACUGGGAGAGGCAAGAAGAAUUGCUUGCAAGAAGUGCUGUAACUUCCAUAUAUGGUACCAGACCAAGAAAACUAAAUUGAAAGCAAGAUGGUGCCAGGAUUGUGAAGAUUUUCAUCAAGCUAAAGAUGGGGAUGGAUGGGUUGAACAGUCUUCCCAACCUUUGUUGUUUGGAAUACUGCGGAAGGUUGAUUUACCUGUUGCAUAUGUUUGUGCCGAUGGCAGAGUAUAUGAUGCCACAGAGUGGUACAUCUGUCAGGGAAUGAGAUGUCCUUCUAACUCACACAAACCAAGUUUUCAUGUUAACACUAGUAUAACGAAGAACAAUUAUGGGAAAGGACCGUCUUCAUCACAAAGAAGUGGUGCGGGAGCAGCAAUGGAAGAAAACAUGACUGAGGAAGAGUUCUUCGCUUGGUUACAGAAUGCUAUGCAAUCAGGAAUGUUUGAGGAUUUCAACGGGGUUUCUCCAAAUGAAAGUUCACAAACGAGCACGAAAAACAACUCAAAAACUGCUAGUGCGAAUACUAGUGCUGGUGGUAGCAGCAGUAGGAAAAAGAAAAAGGGUAAGAAACAAUGGUAAACUUACCCAACCAUCUUAUUACCAUCCAUCCUGACUUUUGUAAGUGAGGAGAAAAAGAAAGUAAGAGAUUCGAUGUGUUGAAUACCAGAUCUUGUAAUGUGGAAUGAAAGUAUACACUGCAAAUCUGCUGUUGAAUUAGCCAUUCAAAGGUUGUAUAGUUUCUGUUGUAUGACAGUGUUUCCAUGAUCAUUAUACUCAAUAGGUUGUAGUGCCUUGCAAGAAAUGGCAAUUCAAUUUUUCCCAGAA
Beta vulgaris subsp. vulgaris (sugar beet) is the source of this 2586-nucleotide messenger RNA. RefSeq lists its product as hypothetical. Lineage: Eukaryota; Viridiplantae; Streptophyta; Magnoliopsida; Caryophyllales; Amaranthaceae. The transcript is spliced from 10 exons. Bases 196 to 2340 code for a protein of 714 amino acids. The record is from RefSeq and is a predicted model, not a curated record.